Molecule: messenger RNA, 1617 nt
Organism: Cricetulus griseus (Chinese hamster)
Lineage: Eukaryota; Metazoa; Chordata; Mammalia; Rodentia; Cricetidae
Source: RefSeq, a predicted model, not a curated record
AUGUUAGAAGUGGUGAUCUCACCCAGCCUCGCAGCAAGCAGUGACUGCAAGGAAUCCCUGACGUGGAGUGAAGACAACGCCGCUGUGGGGGCUCUGAGUGACAGAGAAGGCGUCACUAAAUCGGCCUCUCUGAGUGUGCCUCAGCUCUUUGUGAAGCCUCACCCGUGUGUCUCUCCUGGUCAGUGCUCCGCAGCCAUGGCAGCCUAUGGCCAAACACAGUACAGCGCAGGCAUCCAGCAGGCGCCACCCUAUACAGCGUACCCACCUCCAGCACAAGCUUAUGGGAUCCCCCCUUACAGUAUCAAGACAGAAGACAGUUUGAACCAUUCCCCCAGCCAGGGUGGCUUCCUGAGCUACGGACCAAGCUUCAGCACCGCGCCUGCUGGACAGAGCCCAUACGCCUACCCAGUGCACAGCACCGCAGGGCUCUACCAAGGCACCAACGGAUUGACCAACACAGCCGGAUUUGGGAGCGUGCACCAGGAUUACCCCUCCUACCCCGGCUUCCCACAGAACCAGUACCCCCAGUAUUUCAGCCCAUCCUACAGCCCUCCCUACGUCCCUGCCAGCAGCCUCUGCUCCUCGUCCCUCUCCACGUCCACAUAUGUCCUCCAGGAGGCUCCUCACAACGUCCCCAACCAGAGUUCUGAGUCACUACCCGGUGACUACAACACACACAACGGGCCUUCCACACCAGCAAAAGAGGGCGACACAGAGAGGCCCCAUCGGGCCUCAGAUGGGAAGCUACGAGGCCGGUCAAAGAGGAGUAGUGACCCCUCCCCAGCAGGGGACAAUGAGAUUGAGCGGGUGUUCGUCUGGGACCUGGACGAGACAAUCAUCAUUUUCCACUCCCUGCUCACGGGGACUUUUGCAUCCAGAUAUGGGAAGGACACUACGACGUCAGUGCGAAUCGGCCUGAUGAUGGAGGAGAUGAUCUUUAACCUUGCUGACACACACCUGUUCUUCAAUGACCUGGAGGACUGCGACCAAAUCCACGUGGACGAUGUCUCAUCUGAUGACAAUGGCCAGGAUUUAAGCACAUACAACUUUUCCACUGACGGUUUCCACAGCACGGCACCAGGAGCCAGCUUGUGCCUGGGUACAGGCGUGCACGGUGGCGUGGACUGGAUGAGGAAACUAGCUUUCCGCUACCGCCGAGUGAAGGAGAUGUACAACACCUACCGCAACAACGUGGGUGGCUUGAUAGGCGCUCCCAAACGAGAGACGUGGCUGCAGCUGCGUGCCGAGCUGGAGGCCCUGACUGACCUCUGGCUCACCCACUCCCUGAAGGCCCUCAACCUCAUCAACUCUCGACCCAACUGUGUCAAUGUGUUGGUCACCACCACGCAACUGAUCCCUGCACUGGCCAAGGUCCUGCUGUAUGGCCUGGGCUCCGUGUUCCCCAUUGAGAACAUCUACAGUGCCACCAAAACAGGCAAAGAGAGCUGCUUCGAGAGAAUCAUGCAGAGAUUUGGCCGCAAAGCUGUCUACAUUGUGAUAGGUGACGGAGUGGAAGAAGAACAAGGAGCCAAGAAGCACAACAUGCCUUUCUGGAGGAUAUCGUGCCAUGCUGACCUGGAGGCCCUGAGGCACGCCCUGGAACUGGAGUAUCUAUAG